GCUCCAGUGUCGAGAAGCGGCUUCAUGGUGGAGGAUCAGAGACGCUGCGGGCGGAGACGAGGGGGCGGACUGUACCGGACUGUACCGGACCUCUGAACACUUAACACGAGCAGCGGCUCCACGGACAACUUUUUAACCGGUUGUCUCCGGUGAUUUCCCCGAAGAAAGACAACUGCGCUGCCCGCUGACAAACACGAGGGACGCGUACUGCGGGGGGAGGGAGGGGGCGCGACCGGCGAAGGAGUAACAACGUACGGCGGCAGAGAGGGAAGGUGAGGCGGAGGAAGCAGCUCCGCUCCCAGCCACAGGUACCCCGAAGAAGCGAAGAGCAGCCGGGGGCAUGAGGAUUCCUGGGAGCGCGUGCGGGUCACAGCUGUAGGAAGAAAAGACAAGAAGAAGAAGAAGAAGAGAGGAAUUAAAGGAGUGAACUAGGAGAAGAAGAAGGAGGAGAAAAAGAAAAGAAGAAGAAGCAGCAGCAGCAGCAGCAGACUCUGCCGCUCCGUCUGUCCGUGAGUCCCAGCGGAGAGUGAGGGCUUCUGGCCGCAGGAAAGAGCCGCCAUGUCCCGGAGGAAGCAGAGCAAACCCCGGCAGAUAAAACGCUCACUCGGAGAACUUGACGGCGGCGAGGACGACGUGCUGGACAACCACAGCCUAUCAGGAGAGGAGGGCGGAGCCUCGGACCCCGAUGAUUCAAUAGAGGGCGAAAACAGUUCCAGUCCAGAGCCAAAGACACAUGACUCUCGAGGAGGAGGAAGCCCCAACAACAAUGAUGAAGAUGAGGAGGAGGAGGAGGAGGAGGAAGAGCGAGGUCUAACACACAGUGGUGGGGAGGAGGAGCUGGAGGAGGAGGAGUCACCGUGGAGAGUUCCAGAUGACGUUGAAUUGCUUGAAGAAGGCGGAGCCAGCAGAGUGGUCACCCGCAGAAAGCUCCGCCCACACACCACCUGGGGACCCUUCACUGGAAUCAUCCAAUCAGAGUGCAGCACAGAGGGGCAGGAGGAGAAGGAGGAGGAGUCACAGAAGCCCACGUUCACUCUGGUGUGUGAAGAUCCAGACUGCUGGAUCCGGCGGCUACCUCUGACCUUUGACCCCUCCACUGCCAACUGCACCGUCUACAGCCGAGGCGACAAGCUGUUCUGUAAAGUGACCCGGGAGCUCGCCAGCGGUGAGGAACUCCUGGCGUCUCUGUUGGCCGCUCAGGGCUCCUCCCCUCCUCCGCUCAGCCUCGUCACCCAUCAGAAGCAGCCUGUGGUGAAGGAGGAGGCGCUGCCGUACCCGGCGGCGCUGCACUCAGACAUUCAGCUCCUCCCACAGCAAGCCGGCAUGGCCGCCAUCCUGGCAACGGCCGUGGUCAACAAGGACAUCUUCCCGUGUAAGGACUGUGGGAUCUGGUUCCGCAGUGAGAGGAACCUGCAGGCUCACCUCAUGUAUUACUGUGCCAGCCGGCAGAAGCAGCCGGCCGCCGCCUCCUCGCCGCCGCAGGACAAAGCCAAGGAGUCGUACCCCAACGAACGCAUCUGCCCGUUUCCCCAGUGCAACAAGAGCUGCCCCAGUGCCAGCUCCCUGGAGAUCCACAUGCGCACACACAGUGGUGAACGUCCGUUCGUCUGUCAUAUCUGUAUGUCAGCCUUCACCACCAAAGCCAACUGUGAGCGCCACCUAAAGGUGCACACGGACACGCUCAACGGCCUGUGUCACGGCUGCGGCUUCGUCUCCACGACGAGAGACAUUCUCUAUAGUCACCUGGUCACCAGUCACAUGAUCUGCCAGCCUGGCUCUCGCAGUGAGGUCUACUCACCAGGACCAGGACUUCCCAAACUGCCGCUGUCCACCGGUCUCAGUCCAGGAGACUCCGGUGUGGUGCUCAAGUGUCAAGUGUGCGGCCAUAACUGUGACUCCCCUGCUCAGCUGCAGCAGCACGUACGAACCCACCUAGAGGUCAGAGUCCCGGCUGAAAGAAGCCCCACCCCUCGCCAAAUCACCCCAUCGUUGGUCGACGCCCCCCAGCUCCAGCUAUCUCCUCACGAUAGGGAGCCACUCGCCUGUGUCCCAAAGCCUGACUCGUCCAGCCCAGGUGCUAACGGCAGCGCAGCCACACCCCAGGACUACAGUCCUCUGGAUACAGUAACCACCGAUCUAAAGAUCAAAGAGGAGCCACAUUCAGACUCUGAAAUACAGGAACAGGGAGUAGAGAUGAAGGAGGAAGGAGAGGAGGAGGAGGAGGAAGAGGAGGAAGAGGAGGAGGUGGCCGGUGCUGAGGAGCAAGAAGCAAGAAGGAAAACUGAGGAGACACAAACUUCCACCUCAUCCGGUCAGACAUCAGACUCUUCAAGGAGUCCUGUUGCCACAACCGUAAAGGUAGAACCAACUAGUCCCACUCCUGGUUCUAGCCCUGCCCAUGUGGGAGGUGCAGAGUCGGUUCUUCAAGGAGGGGCCGUGUUCUUGCCUCAGUACAUGUUCAACCCCGAGGCAGCUAUUUUACCCCAGGCCUCAGAAAUACUGGCUAAAAUGUCGGAGAUGGUCCACAGUCGUCUGAAACAGGGUCAAACAGUUCCUCAGAGCAACCUGGCGGCUUUCUUCCCCGCUGGACCUACUGCAUCCACGGCCGCAGCCACUCCACCUCACAAAGGCGCCACCUGCUUCGAGUGUGACAUCACCUUUAACAACAUCAACAACUUUUAUGCACAUAAGAGGCUCUACUGCUCCAGCAGGCACCAAGUAGAAGGUGCAGCCCCGGCCUCAGUGCCUGGACCGGCGAGGGAUGCCACUCCAGCCACGGGUUCUUCCAGUGGGGCACAAGGCUCUUCUGCGUCUCCUCAAGGUGCAGCAGCCAGUAGAGCCGCCUCCGCUUCUCCAGCUGACCCCGACUCUCCCACUGGGAUUGGAGCAACAGAAUCCAGGAAAGCGGUGGAGGUGAAGACAGAAACCUCAGUGGGGAGAGAGAGAAUCUCGUCAUCUUCUGAAGGCGAAGGUGGAGGAGCAACUGUGGAAGGAGGAGGCGGAGGAAGAACGAGUGAAGGCAGUCAGAGCCCUGCCAGUGGUUCUGCUGAGGACCAGGAAGAUGACCCCAACAGAACCUUCUGCGAGGCCUGCAACAUCCGCUUCAGUCGUCAUGAGAACUACACUGUUCACAAACGCUUCUACUGUGCGUCACGUCAUGACCCAUCCAACCAUCGAUCCGUGCACAUGGCCAAGGCCAACACCUCCACAGCCUUUGUUCCUCAGCCCAUACGCACACGCAAACGCAAGAAGAUGUACGAGAUCCACAUGGCCAGGAACGAAGCCCUAGCUAAUGCUGCGGCAGCAGCUGCAGCCGCAGCCUCUGCCCCGUCUCCCUCUGUUCUUGGCUUGGCAGUGAAGCAGGAACUUUCCCCCGGUGCAGCAGGAACUUCCAGUCCUGAAGGAGACGGUCCUAUUGACCUGAGCAAGAGACCCCGUCUGCGAGAGGUUCCGCGACCCAGUGGUAGCGCUGUCCUCCCGGCCCUGCCUCUCACAGACUAUCACAAAUGCACCGCCUGCAGCAUAAGCUUCAACAGCAUCGAGAACUACCUGGCUCAUAAAACCUACUACUGCCCCGCCACCACACUCCAGCCUCACACCUUGGAGCAGCUUCACAGGCUCAAGAGAUCGGCCUCUACCUCGCCUAAAACCAGGCCUCAGCAGGAGUGUCAAGAUCUCCUGCACCCUGUGGAAGGUAAAGCUCACCCAGCUGAAUGGAACCUUCCGACUCAAGCCUCGUCGUCUAGUCCUCAGGCUGUUCCCGCCUCUGAUGCCUCGUCUCCUCCUCACACCACCACCACACUUGCAGCCACACCAGGAUCUGGAGCCAAAAUGGCAGGUGCUGGUUCUCCACAGGUGCUCUGCCCAUAUUGUCCUUACAAGCCAAUCACCUGUGACCUGAUGGAGCACUUCAAGACUGCCCACAGCCUUGUCGUAACUGUUCAACCUCCACAGGAGGUUCUGCUGCAUCCUGACAGUGGAGUCAUCCACAGCCCCAGCCUCAGUCCUGGGGAUGGAGCUCCUGCUCCUGCUCCUGCUGCUGCUGCAACAUUUUCCCAAACAACCACCAACAGUGAUCCUGGAACUGUAUCCCUGCUCCACAGAGAUAGCAUCAACGGGCAGGCGAGGAGCGAAACAACUUCCCCAGUUUCUCCACUGGUCCACAGCACUCCGUCACAUGGUGGUGGAUCACCUUCAGCAGGUUCUCCUCUGCCUGUGUCACCCUCAGCAGCUCCUACUCUGACUUUGUCACCUGUGCCUGGGGUCAAAAGGGAGACGGUGGGAUCCUUCCACCUUCCGGAGAAGGCUGUCACUGCCAGUGCCGCGACCCUGGCAUCCAACCCCCACACCCCCGCGCCCCAGCCGGUCCCAAUCCCCGGCCCUAAAACCACUGUGAUCUCACCCCUCCAGAACGGAAACUCCCGCUUCUGCCGGCUGUGCAACAUCAAGUUCAGCAGCCUGUCCACAUUCAUCGCUCACAAGAAGUACUACUGCUCCUCCCACAGCGCCGAGCACGUCAAGUGAGCCGAGCGCUCCUCGUCUUCCUCGUCCCCUUCCAUUCGCCCUCCUGAGCGGAGGUUUCCCUUCGCUACGUUCUAAUAAGCUCCGACUGUCUCUUUUGUGCCGAGCGUUCCUCACGCCGGUGUGAAAAUGGCGCCCGGCCAGCGUGACUCUGAAUGACAAUGAAUGACUGUUACUCAGUGGGCGUGGCCUGAUGCCCGGCUGCUCCAGAGCAGGAUCAGCAGGCGGUGUUACAUGUUGCUCCUCCUAUGGGUCAAAGUUGGUAGUACACUAAGAGCUGCGACGGAUGCUACCCGCCCUCACUGCUGCCCCCUAACUGUCUCCAUACUCAACAUCCACCGCUCCCAGUAAUGUGUUGCAUUAUGGGACAUUAAACUGUGUCUGUUCAUGAUGGUAGUAAAUAGAUUCUGACUGUAGGGGGCGUGUUUCACAGAUGAUCGUACAGUUGCGAUGAUUUUAACAAGGCUGAGGCGCCAUUUUCUCUCGAUCGCUGUGCGGAGAAAACGACGAUGUCUGUAAAAAAAAUCUGAUGCUUUUUGUUUCAACACUGGCUCUUUUUUUUUCCUCUUGUUUUUAGCUGAAAAACAAACAUGUGUUAUCACAAUGUUACCAAUUACUGAAGGAUAAAGUUUUUUAAAAAAUGACACAUUUUUUUGUUUUCAAAUUUUUAUUAAUUUCUCUUUUAAAAUGUUUAGGGAGAGAAAAAAAAUGUGAAAUAUUUAUCUUUUAGUCCUCACUGAUUUCAUGUCAACAGAAAACUACCUACGGAGCGUCUGAGAGUGUUUGUAUUUUUUAUUUGUAUAUUUUUCAUACUGUCAGAAGGAAGUGUGCCGAGUUGCUGAAGUUUAUUUUCUAACUGAAGAUAUCGGGAAAUCUUCUCACACUAACCGCUCGAGUCACGCGUGUCUGUGUUGUCGUCGCAGAGUUCAGGGUCAGAUUACCAAUCUUUGAGUCAGGGGAGAAUUCAACGUCGCCCCCCAGAGGUGAAUGAAAUACCACAAAACAAAAAUGUAUGUCAGGAUAAAGCAAAAUCAAAAGUCGCGUUUUUCUGCGGACCUUUCAGAAGACGUUAUAUGCUGGACCUGACAGAAAAUGUCGCGUGUGCGGUGACUUUGCGCAUUCAUUUUACGACGUAAAAAGUUUCGUCUGGAUUUUUGCGACUUUCUUUUUCUUUCUUUCUGUUUUGAUGAUUGUGUUUGUGUCCGGCGAUGAAGGCAAAGUCGCAAACAGUCGCACAGAGGAGUAAACAACGCGUUGUGAAAUCGUUUACGCUAAGUUUUUUCCCGUGCUGGUUUAGGCGUUGCGAUACAGUGUUAGCUAGAUCUGUGAAAUGGUUUUUCUUUUGUUUGUUUUUUUUGUCCAACAUUGAAGUUAAAACAAAUUCUCUCACAGAAUAAAACAAUUUUCACUACAAAAAAAAUUAUCCACAAACCUUCACGAGUCCACGGUGACGACAUUUCGGAGGCUCCACCUCUCGCUCUGCUGCUGUUAGCCUUUUUUUCGGAAUGCUAAUGUGAUUUCAGAAGAUCGUUGAACAAAGACACGACUUUUGAUAUCGUCUUCACACUGGUCCUGUUUAUGAGACACGAGCGGAUUUUCGCUGGUCUUUUCAAAAAUCGCAGUUCUCGUCGCAGAGUUCGGAUUUGUUCACUUUGUCUCAGAACAGGUUUCACAGUGGACUGCGUGAGUUCACGAGUCUCACAAGUUGCUUUGAGCCACUAGGGGGCAGAAGAAGCUGCAACGCCAUGUGAUCACAUGCUGAGACAAAUGUGAUUCUGUUUUAUGUCGUUACAUUACAUGAAUCGUCAAGUCCGUGAAUUUUCUACCAUUUACACUGAGCUUCAUCCCUUAAAGGGACAGCGACGCAGCAGGAGGCGGAGUCACAUCACCAAUGUUGGAGCCGAUCAUGAAUUUUUUUAAAUUGCACUGUGUUGUAUAAAAAUGUGCUGAAUGUUCUGUUUCGUAAUAUAUUUAUUUAGUUUGACGGCACUUUUUUUCUCCCCCUCGUUCUAAAACGUCAGUUUUUACUUUGAAGGACUUUGAAGACGUUUUCACUCUCGACACUGUUUGAAAAACUUACUUUCUGUUGAUUAUUUCUGAUAAAAUCAAAUGUUAUGUGUCCUUUCAUUCUUUUUUUUAUUGAAUUUCAGUUCCACUACACUCUUGUCCAAACUAUGCAUGGGAAAUAAAAUCAAAUAAAAAACCUCCUGAGAAACACUGA
Molecule: messenger RNA, 6742 nt
Organism: Solea solea (common sole)
Lineage: Eukaryota; Metazoa; Chordata; Actinopteri; Pleuronectiformes; Soleidae
Gene: zfpm1
Product: zinc finger protein, FOG family member 1
Exons: 9
Coding region: 559-4524 (1321 amino acids)
Biological process (GO): heart development; erythrocyte differentiation; positive regulation of transcription by RNA polymerase II
Cellular component (GO): nucleus
Molecular function (GO): RNA polymerase II-specific DNA-binding transcription factor binding
Source: RefSeq, a predicted model, not a curated record